GCAGCACACAGCCCUGCUCAUUCCUGCAGUGUCCCGCUGCAGGACAGUCUGAGGGGAAGCGCUGUUAAAACUCCCAGGAUUUACACUCUGCCAUUUUGAGGAAAACCGGCCGACAUCAGCGUUCAGACGUGUCCAUUAAACACAAGUCAUGACCCGAGUUAGUGAACUACCUCUGUGAAUAUAGGAGAAGACCUCUGAACAAGGGGACAGUUAACCCAACAAAGCCGGAAUUCUUGUUGUGAAGCAGUCAUCAGUCCUCUUCAGCCAUGUGUUCCACAAAUCACUCCAACUGGGUCACAUUUGAAGAUGACAACACACCGCUCUCAUCACCUCAGAAGCCUGUACAGUCACCAGGGCUUAUCAAAGCAUCAGUACCGCGUCCUAAUGGUUUGAAAUUAGUGCUUCCGCCGAUCAGAGAUACUUCCUGGAGCUUCAACAGUUCUCUGGAAUCCCCUCAAAGCAACUCCAGUCUUAGUGGAAGUUCCUGUGUACCGUGUAACACGCCCUUUUGCACUCCCGUGAGUGGGGUUCCUAGCAGUGCCUCCCCAUUUCACACCAACUCUUGGGAGAAGAACGACUUCUUUCGGAGUUUCUCUAGCACAUCUACCACUUCUGUUCCUUCUCCUGCACCGGAGGCACUGAAUCAAACCUCAGAUGGACCAAGCCCUUUCCCAUCUUUCCAGGGGAACUCAGGACACUAUAACCCCUUCUGGGAUGGAUCUAGACACAGCGCACAUGUGGACAGCUCUUCCUCAGACUCAGAAUCUGACAACAGCCUACCGCGUUUCUUUAUUCGGACCAAAGACGGCAGCAAGCCUCCGCGCGACCAACUCCAGAGCUCCUUGUCUUACGUUUGCCAUAAACUGGAAGGCCUACAAGCACAGACAGAAACAGAGACAGAAAAAGAUGGGGAGAGGCGGCUAAGUUGCAAAAAUGAAGUCUUAAGCGAGGGUUCAUCUCAGUUCGUUCCUCGGGGUCUGUUUCGUAGCCAAAAAAGAGACGGCUGGUCUGUCAUGGUCAGGAUUCCUGAAAAAAAGAACCGCAUGUCCUCUCGGCAGUGGGGGCCGAUCUACCUGCGCCUGUUGCCGGGAGGCGUGCUGCAGAUGUACUAUGAGAAAGGGCUGGAGAAGCCAUACAAGGAGUUCCAGCUUCUCCCCCAGUGCAGGAUCUCAGAUCUUAAACUGGAAAGCUACGGCGAGCCCCGCAAGGUCCUCGCGCUCAAGGUGGAACAUUUCUCAUAUAUAGAAAAAAAACGCUACCACCCUAAGUUGGAGGUUAGUCAUGAGGCGGAGGUAGAGCAGCUGCUCAAAUUUGGCUCCACAGUGCAUGACGACAUGGAGGAUCUGGUAGUCUCCAUGGAAGAAGAAAUCUUCAAACUGUGUGUGCCCCACCAGCAGAGGCGGCACUAUGAGGAGCAGGAGCUGUCGUUGCAGAUCACUGAUCACAUCUGGAUUCAACUGGAUAAGUGCGGAGGAGUCAUGGAGCGGACAGCCCUCACCCAGAUUCACUGUCUGGCUUUUCUGAACGGAUUAGGGGAUUGUUUUCUUGCCCUCAACGAUCUAGGGCUGCUGCGGUUUAACUCCAGUUACGGGUCUGAGGAGGAUGGUGAACUCUGGAUGGAGAUCGCCGACUGCCAUUUCCACAAAUGUGUGAACGAGACGGAGUUUCAGAGGUCCCGGCUGAUAAAGUUCUCACCUCCUGACGCCUGCAGGGUGGAGCUGAUGCGGUACAAGACGACAAUUCUGGGUUGCACAGAAAUUCCUUUCUCAAUCAAAGCUGUGGUCACAGUUCAGGGUGCCUACGUGGAGCUCCAGGCCUUUCUUAACAUGUCAGCCACCUUCCUUUCCUCCAUGGGGGUGUCUGACACGUACCCGCUGUGUGAGAAUGUAGUGAUCCGUGUGCCGGUGCCGAGCGACUGGGUGAAAGUCACACAGACAGUGGCCUUGCUGCGACAGAGGUCACUGAAGGCCCGUAUGAACAGAAAUGCCUGCCUGGGCUACGUCAGCGCUGCAGACUCACAGCCUGUCAUGCAGGUGACAAUCGGCACAGUCAAGUAUGAGAAUGUAUAUUCAGCCAUCGUGUGGAGGAUCGACAGGCUGCCCGCCAAGAACACGGCAGUGGAUCAUCCCCAUUCAUUUUCCUGCAAGCUAGAGCUGGGAUCUGAUCAGGAGAUCCCAAGUGACUGGUAUCCUUUUGUCACUAUGGAAUGUGAAAUUAUGGGCGCAGUUGUGUCACAGACCAGGGUGAAGUCACUGGGCACCACAAAUGACAUCCAACCACAGAAACAUGUGACCAGUUGGACACGCUAUCAUUGUCAGGCCAAACUCUACUUGUCCAUAAUUGAUGAUGUGAUUGAGAGUAUGAGGGAGCUCUUCUUGGAUGAAGGCCUUGAAGACCGCGUCCUGGACGAUUUGAGACAUCUUUGGGAGUCAAAGAUGAUGCAGUCAAAAGCAAUGGAAGACUUCAGGAAAAACAAUAUCAACUCAUCCAACUUUGUGCUGCAGCUCCCUACCAACUACAGUCAGACGGAUCAAGAAGUCACCGCCUCAGUGGUGAUUCCUGCAAGUCAGAAUAUCCACAGUUUCCCAAGGCUCAAGAGCAACUCAGAGACACUUGCUACUUUCUCUCUCCCUGCUGGGUUAGCUUACCCUGUGCAGAUCCCAGCCGGAGUCACUCUACAAACAGCUUCUGGUCAACUUUACAAGGUUAAUGUCCCUGUUGUGGUUACCCAGGCUGCAGCAGGUCAGCAACAUGUGUCCCAACCCACACACAAAGUCACUGAGUGGAGAGAAGCUGCUGCGCCUCAGUCAGCUGCAGCCCCGUCAAAUACCACUCAUCCUCAGGAGGUGGAGCCAUCCGCUGUCCCAGCUUCUGCUGUCGCACAACCACCACAUUCAAAGACCACUUUACCCCCCGGUCGGGAGAGCAGUCUCCCCCAGCAGCCACACGUUCCUCCUGCAGAGACCUCACAGCUCCAGGGCACUCACUCUUCAGAGCCAGAGGUCACCCUGGAAGAAAACGAGCCGAGUCCACAAGCUGAACCUGUGAACCUCAGUAUGACCGCCUCACCCCGUAGUCAGUUAUUAGACUUCCAGAUCAGCACUGAGGAGGCUUUGACACAGACAGCACAGUUAAAGACCAGAGACAUUGACGACAUCCUGAAAGAAGUGAUUGAGGAGGAGAGAGAGAAAGCAGAAAGGGCGAGGAGUCUAGCGCCUGCAAAGACUGACAACCAGUGUGAGGCUGUUGUUGGGCUGGACUUGGACUACAACUACAGUGAACUGUCAGACAUCGUUCAGCUGGACGGUCCUGCAGGCAACUCUGACAUCGAGGAGGAAGAUGGAGUUCCCCUGGAAGAGAAUGACUUUCUGGGUAUAAUCAACGCAGAGGCCAUAAAGGCCAUGCAGGAAGGAGAUGGGAGCAGCGACGGCAACAGCAUCUGAUCCUUUAAAUUCAGGUGAUGAUGUGAUUGAGCAGGACAUCCCGGAUCUCUUUGACACCGACAAUGUAAUUGUUUGCCAGUAUGACAAAAUUCACCGCAGCAAGAAUCGCUGGAAGUUUCAUUUGAAAGAUGGUGUGAUGUGUUACGGAGGCAGGGACUAUGUGUUCUCUAAAGCUGUUGGGGAGGCAGAGUGGUAAUAAGCUUAAGUUCUCUUGCACGCAUCACAUAAUUAUGUUGAAAGAGGGGUAACUGAUUUAAAAGGGGAACAACAAUCAGUGAAUUUAGACCUCUUGGUGGUGUAAUUUGGCUCACGUGGCAGACAGUUAAAAUCCCACUGUGCAAAACUGAUACUUUUGUUUUUUUUCAGUAUGUAAUUAUCAGAGCAGCACUGCAAGUCAUUUACGAUGUUACAAACAAUUACUUAGAGCAUUGCUUUUGAAUCCAAUCUACUGAGACAAACAGCAUGAAUUUAUGUUGUAUAAUAUUUUGCUGAAAUAGUUUAUUAGUGGAGCAAAACAUUAUUUGCCCUGGAAUGUGUUUUCUUCUGUCAUGAUCAUGUUGCUUUGAAGUUACCUAAUGUGCUGUUUGAUUUUCAAACAUUGUAACUGUAAUAUUUUGCCUUUAAUCAUGCUUCAAAUACACUGAACUGCACUGUUGUGCUGCAUUCAAUUAACA
Molecule: messenger RNA, 4117 nt
Organism: Morone saxatilis (striped sea-bass)
Lineage: Eukaryota; Metazoa; Chordata; Actinopteri; Moronidae
Product: stonin-1
Biological process (GO): synaptic vesicle endocytosis; regulation of endocytosis; transcription initiation at RNA polymerase II promoter
Cellular component (GO): synaptic vesicle; AP-2 adaptor complex; transcription factor TFIIA complex
Molecular function (GO): clathrin-cargo adaptor activity
Source: RefSeq, a predicted model, not a curated record